This is a messenger RNA of Filobasidium floriforme, 1121 nucleotides long. RefSeq names its product TPR-like protein. The coding region runs from base 115 to 810 and encodes 231 amino acids. Gene Ontology annotation, molecular function: protein binding. The transcript is spliced from 9 exons. Lineage: Eukaryota; Fungi; Basidiomycota; Tremellomycetes; Filobasidiales; Filobasidiaceae. The record is from RefSeq and is a predicted model, not a curated record.
GCCGGGACCCACGGGAUGACGUAAGUGACCCGAAUCGCACAGAGGGUGUCGCUCGCGAUCAUUGCAGCACUCGUUCGAUCAAACUUGAGACACAACGGCCUUCAGAUAAUAGAUAUGCGUCGUUCAGCAGUUCAAAUCUUUCGUCAAGCGGCCGCUACCGCCGGUCCUAGCCGUCGAGCUGGGAUCGCCUGCAUGUCUACCGUUGCACGAACCCGAGCAUCUUCGAGUGUGCCCCGGUUGAACAACCUAUCCUUCUACUCCAGGCGCUUCGCCAGCACAGACUCCGCAGCGCCUUCAGUAGAAGACCCAACCGAGCAUACCGCCAUGGAAGCCAUGCAAGAGGGUAACAAGCGACUAGAAGAGGGAGACGUUCAGGGCGCCAGGGAUCAGUAUGCCAAGAGUGUCGAGAUCAAGCCUACCGCUUCGGCUUGUUUCAAUUUGGGUGUAGCUGAAUACCACCUCCAAAACACUCCGGAAGCCAUCACAGCCUGGAAACAAGCCCUUACCAUCCAACCCGACAGUCCGGAUUCGCACAUGAACUUGGCAUCGGCCUAUAUCCUAUCAAGUCCGCCUGAACCGGGUGCGGCUAUUAGGCAUCUCAAGCAAGCUUUGGAGUUGGCACCUGAUGAUCCUGAGAUUGCUUUCAACCUCGCCGCCGUUCUCGAGUCCACUGGAAACCUUCGUCCUGCCUUGAAGUUGUACGAAAAGUCCGUCACGCUAGGGAUCGAGAGGGCCGAGCAGAACGUCCGGAACGUAUCUGCCAAGAUUCUAGCUGAAGAAGCACAGAAGACGGGGGAGAAGUCUGAGUAGACCUAGCGGUUUGGUCGCCUUCCGUCUCAUAGCAUAGAAAUAAACGAUAAAAUCGAUGCACACCAUUCUUCCCAUCGGCUACCAUUUCGGCUGAAGGCUUCAUGGGAUCUAUCGGCAUAUGGCUGACAUGCUUCAUAGCAUUGCUGCCGACCGUGUCUUGGUGGUCAACAUGAGCAACGGUCUAAACCUAGAUCUGACGAGUCUUCACGAUACAACUGUGGUCUACGUGGAGGAAGGGUUAUUAGUGACUCUGAUUAAUCUGAACAUCGAAAUGCUAUCAAACCAACUUACUUUAUACAACUCUAGCAACG